Dentiscutata erythropus is the source of this 482-nucleotide messenger RNA. The record is from the annotation of a GenBank genome assembly. Lineage: Eukaryota; Fungi; Glomeromycota; Glomeromycetes; Diversisporales; Gigasporaceae.
GGCAGAAGGGCCUUGGAGUACGGCAGAAUUGAUCAACUAUAUUAACAGUAAAAUAGAAGAAGCGUUGAAGCUGACAAAUUUAAAAAUAGACAAAAUAGAAGGUGCAAAUAUACAGCCCAAAAAUGUACAGAAUACAAUGUUAAGGAUCAAAAGAGCAAGGAAAACAGUACAAAAAGCAAGAAAUCUGAAAAACUUAGCAGCGAAAUGUGAUAGAAUUAAUAAACACAUUGAAAGACGAUAUACAAAUUUUAAAGAAAACACUAAGUGUAUGGUGAAUAGUAUUUUAAAAAAAGAUACAACAGGAGUGACCUUUACAAAGUUAGCGACAUCGACAAAGUUAAAUCUCAUGAAUGAAAAUAAGUGGAAGGAAUGGGAAGAAACAUAUAAAACAGCUAGGAAUUGUAAUAAAGAAGCUUUCAAUAAGUUAGAUGAACUAAUAUCCUUAGAAGAAUUUAACGAGACGAUGAGAUCAUCACUGAUGG